UUGGUGGGGGGAGAGAGUUGAGUGGCCCCAGCUCUGCUUUCUUGGGAGCUGCCAGGAACCCAGGGAAUGGUGUGGAGGUUCCUGGGAGCCCUGCCCCCACCUAGCAACCGCAGUGCAGCAGCCACUUUUCAAGCACAUUGGGACAAUGUGGCCCUGGGCUCUGGCGGGUAGCAGGCGGGGCCUUGGGACCUACCACAUGUAGGGGAGUUACAGCAGAAGGAAAACUCCCCUCUAAAGCUUUGCUGAUCUCCUGCCAGGAACAAGCAUGAACUGAAAACUGGAAGUAGAGGCGUGAGUUCGGCCACUCCGUAGUGUGCACUUGGGGAAGGCAGCAGCUCGCCACAGCUGCCGGCCACCAGCCGUCUAUCUGUUCACCCGUCUGUCCAUCUGGCAGCCCACGGUUCAGACCUGUCUAACUGUCCCCCAUCUGUAAGCCUGUCUCCAUCUGACCAUCUUUCUCUUACCGUCCUCUCUGUCCAGCUAUCUGGACUGUCAGUCCAUCUUCGUGUCUGUCUCCAGCCCCAACUGUUCGUCCAUCUGUCCAAUUACCUGCGAGUCUAUCUGUACAUCUUCUUGUCCCUUCAUCUGCCUACCCAUCUGUCCCUCUGUCUGCCCACUGGCCUCCCCUCUCCUCCUGGGCUGCGAAGCCAUGGCGCGGGGCUGCGGCACCACGGUCGGUCUGGCCCUGCUGGGGCUGGGGCUGGCGCUGGCUGUCAUUGUGUUGGCUGUGGUCCUCUCUGGCCACCAGGUCCCCUGUGGCCCCCAGGCCUUUGCCCACGCUGCUGUUGCUGCUGAUUCGAAGGUCUGCUCGGAUAUUGGACGAGCCAUCCUCCAGCAGCAGGGCUCCCCUGUGGACGCCACCAUCGCGGCUCUGGUCUGCACCAGCGUCGUCAACCCUCAGAGCAUGGGCCUGGGCGGAGGGGUCAUCUUCACCAUCUACAAUGUGACGACAGGGAAGGUGGAGGUCAUCAACGCGAGGGAGACGGUGCCGGCCAGCCACGCCCCGAGCCUGCUGGACCAGUGUGCACAGGCUCUGCCACUGGGCACAGGGACCCAGUGGAUUGGGGUGCCCGGGGAGCUCCGUGGCUACGCUGAGGCCCACCGUCGCCAUGGCCGCCUGCCCUGGGCGCAGCUGUUCCAGCCCACCAUUGCGCUGCUCCGAGGAGGGCAUGUGGUACCCCCCGUCCUCAGCCAGUUCCUGCACAACAGCUUCCUGCGGCCUUUCCUGCAGGCGUCAACCUUGCGCCAGCUCUUCUUCAACGGAACAGAACCCCUGAGGUCUCAGGACCCACUCCCAUGGCCUGCAUUGGCCACCACCCUGGAGACCGUGGCCACAGAGGGCGCGGAUGUCUUCUACACGGGGAGGCUGGGCCGGAUGCUGGUGGAGGACAUUGCCAAGGAAGGGAGCCAGCUGACACUGCAGGACCUGGCUAAUUUCCAGCCCGAGGUGGUAGACGCCCUGGAGAUGCCCCUGGGGGACUACACCCUGUACUCACCGCCGUCGCCUGCAGGGGGUGCCAUUCUCAGCCUCAUUCUCAACGUGCUGAGAGGGUUCAACUUCUCAGCAGAGUCUGUGGUCAGGCCUGAAGGGAGGGUGAACGUGUACCACCACCUCGUGGAGACGCUCAAGUUUGCCAGGGGGCAGAGGUGGAGGCUGGGGGACCCUCGAAGCCACCCGAAGCUCCAGAACGCCUCCCGGGAGCUGCUGGGGGAGGCCCUGGCCCAGCUCAUCCGCCAGCAGAUCGAUGGCCGGGGGGACCACCAGCUCAGCCACUACAGCCUGGCCGGGGCCUGGGGCCAUGGGACAGGCACGUCCCAUGUGUCUGUGCUGGGGGAGGAUGGUAGUGCCGUGGCUGCCACCAGCACCAUCAACACACCCUUUGGAGCGAUGGUGUACUCACCACGGACAGGCAUCAUCCUCAACAAUGAGCUCCUGGACCUAUGCGAGAGAUGCCCCCAGGGCUCGGGCACCGCCCUCUCACCUGCAGAGAAUGGAGACAGGAUGGGUGGAGCUCCUGGAAGGUGCCAGCCCCCAGUUCCAGGCGAGCGUCCCCCGUCCUCCAUGGUGCCCUCCAUCUUGAUCAACAAAGCCCAGGGGUCGAAGCUAGUGAUUGGUGGGUCUGGCGGGGAGCUCAUCAUCUCUGCCGUGACCCAGGCCAUCGUGAACAAGCUGUGGCUUGGCUUUGACCUGAGAGCGGCCAUCGCAGUCCCCAUUCUGCAUAUCAACAGCAAGGGCCGUGUGGAGUACGAGCCCAACUUCAGCCAGGAGGUACAGAGGGGACUCCAAGACCGAGGCCAGAACCAGACCCAGAGGCGCUUCUUCUUGAACGUGGUCCAGGCUGUGUCCCAGGAGGGGUCCUGUGUGUACGCCGUCUCGGACCAGAGGAAGGGUGGGGAGGCCGCAGGCUACUAAGACGCUGCUCCGCCCAGAGCUGAGGUCCCGUCCCCUCACGGGUCCUUCGUCCAGGCCGGAUGUGGCCGGGGGACCCAGCACUCCGGCAGGAUCUGGACUCCCGGCAGGGGAGUCCAGCUGAGCGUGGAAGAGGUGGCGGAGACCAGCUGGGCAGAUGGGAGGCUGAAGCUCCUCCCUGACCUCCUUUCCCAGAGCUCCUGGUGACCCUGAACGGGCCCCUGUAUCCCUUCGAGGGCCUCUUGCCCAGGCCACUCUCCCACCCUCUCAACCUGUAUAUCCUCCAGUCCAAGAUUAAAGAAGAGGCGGACCGUGGCCUG
Molecule: messenger RNA, 2730 nt
Organism: Saimiri boliviensis boliviensis (Bolivian squirrel monkey)
Lineage: Eukaryota; Metazoa; Chordata; Mammalia; Primates; Cebidae
Gene: GGT5
Product: gamma-glutamyltransferase 5
Biological process (GO): glutathione catabolic process
Molecular function (GO): glutathione gamma-glutamate hydrolase
Source: RefSeq, a predicted model, not a curated record